This is a messenger RNA of Neofelis nebulosa (Clouded leopard), 1565 nucleotides long. RefSeq names its product origin recognition complex subunit 6 (gene ORC6). NCBI's taxonomy places the organism in Eukaryota, Metazoa, Chordata, Mammalia, Carnivora, Felidae. The transcript has 7 exons. The record is from RefSeq and is a predicted model, not a curated record. Gene Ontology annotation, biological process: DNA replication; DNA replication initiation. Gene Ontology annotation, molecular function: DNA binding. Bases 363 to 1121 code for a protein of 252 amino acids. Gene Ontology annotation, cellular component: nuclear origin of replication recognition complex.
CUGGGUUCUAGCCUGUCCCUCCACAGUGUGUGAGAGAGGGCGGGGAGGUGCACUGUAGCGGGGAAUCUCUCGGCGGCAGGAAGGAGACAGCAGGAAGUAAAGGUGUCGUUUGAGUAGUUUGUCAAGACGGAAGGAAUGGAAGAAGUGGGAGCUGACCGCCCAAGUUCACCUGUCCAGGGGCGUGCAGUCACGUUGCGCAUGCGCAAAAGGAAGACUAGGCUUGAUUUGUGGAACGGUCUCAACUUCUUGUCCCAGCCAAUCCAGAUGCAGUUAGAGGGGUGGGGCCUGGCCGUCACUGGCUGGCGCGGCGUUUGCGCGCGGGUUUCAUCGUGUAGCAGCUGUUCGCGAGAUUAGUUCGCGCCAUGGAAUCGGGGCUGAUCCGGCGUUUAGCACCGCGCUUGGGUAUCGCCGAGCCAGAUGUGCUAAGGAAAGCAGAGGAGUACUUGCGACUGUCCCAGGUGAACUGUAAUGGCCUGUCUGCACAUACCACAGAAACCAGCAAUGCAGUCAUGUGCCUGGAUCUUGCAGCUUCCUGUAUGAAGUGCCCCUUGGACAGGGUUUAUUUAAUUAAACUUUCUGGUUUGAACAAGAAGAUGUAUCAGAGCUGUCUUAAAUCUUUUGAGUGUUUACUGGGCCUGAAUUCAAAUAUUGGAAUAAGAGACCUAGCUGUACAAUUUAGCUGUACAGAAGCAGUGAAUAUGGCUUCAAAGAUAUUGCAAAGCUACAAGUCCAGUCUUCCACAAACACAGCAGUUGGAUCUCGACUUAUCCAGGCCACUUUUCACCACUGCUGCACUACUUUCAGCAUGCAAGGUUUUAAAGCUAAAGGUGGAUAAAAAUAAAAUGGUAGCCACAUCUGGUGUGAAAAAAGCCAUAUUUGAUCGACUAUGUAAACAAUUAGAGAAGAUUGGGCGGCAGGCUGACAGAGAGGCUGGAGAUUCAGCUACUCCACCACAGAAGAAAAAGAAGACAAUGGUUGAACCUCCAGCAAAAGAAACAGAGAAGGUAGUAGACAGACCACAUAAACUGCAGAAAGAUGAAGAUCUGACACAGGAUUAUGAAGAAUGGAAAAGGAAAAUUUUGGAAAAUGCUGCCAAAGCACAAAAGGUUAUAGCAGAGUGAUUUCAGCUUCCAGACUGCCAUUGGCUGCAAACUAAUAGUACAUCUGCCACCUCAAUGAAGAUGUGAGAGCUUUGGAAUUUUAUUUGAACUCUUAUAACAAGGAUCCGAAGACUACUGCCUUAAAAGCAAAGAAGUCAGUGCUGGGGCUGAGUUCUUGGAAGCAAACUGGCCGGUGACAUGGGCGACAAAUUCACUAGGUCAGGCCCAGUGCCUGGUUGGCAUGGCUUUGGCUCCCCACAGGUCUGCAUUCCUACAAAAUGGAAUUGGAGCCAUUUUGCUCUUAACAAUUGUUUUAAGCAAAAGACAUUCUCCUGUCCUAUCAAUAUAAAAUUCAGGUCUGAAUGGAUUACUAUGGAUUUUACUUAGGUUUUUGUGUAAAUUUCUUGUUUGACUAAAUCAGUAUAUGGUACAGCCUGAGUUAAUAAAUAUUUCUUUUUAUAUGCA